Heterocephalus glaber (naked mole-rat) is the source of this 3499-nucleotide messenger RNA. The record is from RefSeq and is a predicted model, not a curated record. Lineage: Eukaryota; Metazoa; Chordata; Mammalia; Rodentia; Bathyergidae.
GCUUUCCCGGGGCUCUAUAUAAAGCGCUGGCGUUUCCGGGACGGCUGGCAGCAUCUGGCUGCCCCAAGGGCCCCAAGAUACGGUAAUCCCAAACAAUACUCGGGGUCAUUGUUUACAGUUAUAAAACACAUUCUGUCCGGAGCUGCAUCCCCAAGGACGUGCGCGCGCGGCGCGGCGGGGUGGAGCGAGGCCGCCCAGACCCUUCACACCUCCGCCGCCUACCGCUCAGCGGGGUCCGCAGCUGCGCGGGCCCGGGCGAGGGCUGUGAAGCCGGCGGACGCGCAAGCCAGCCAGGGGUGCUUGGCUUUUUUCCUCCCCGCGUCCGGGCCUGGCGGGGUGUUUACGCGCCUCUCCCAGCAGGACUGAGUAAAUGCAGUCCUUUGACGCAAAACGGAUCAGCCCUUCCCCAGCGGCAGCGGCAAACCCAGAAAACUGGGGGUGGGGACGGGGGCAGGGCCCGGAGGGAGAAAUCGUGCACUUUCCCACUCGCCUCCUGGCCCCUUCCUCGCGCCACGCGGGCCCCGGCCAUCCCGGCGAGGCCUCGGAGGGGCUGCAAGGGAGGCGCGGCCGGGCUCGCAGGGCCCUUCCCGGAGCGGCAGCGUGCCGGAGGCGCGAACAGACGCGCUUUUGGUUUUCCUUCCAGCAGCGGUGCCGCCCCGCCCUGCCCCAUCCUGCGCUCGAAAAUCCAGGUGCCGCGGGGUGGCUCCCACACAGCCCUUCCAGUAACGCGGGGGGAAAGGAGGAGGGGAAGGGGAACAGGAGCUUCCUUCGCGGUCUCCGCCGUCCCGGGCCCGCCCAACCACGGGCAGGCGCCGUCGGGAGCGCGCCUGCGGGCGAGCGCGCCUUCGCGCUCUCCCCCGCCCCCGCGUUGCCCGCUCCCCGGCCCUUUCCUUUCUUGUGGGUUCCCGUAAAGCCCAGCAGCCCCCGGACGUCUGCAGAGCAUCACGGAAUCGGUGCUGAUGCAAGUCGCUGUCCUCCUUUGGUGCGCCCCGGCCUGCCUCCGGAGCGCUUUGAUCCCGGCCUUGCCCUGCUCCAGAACUUGGGCUGGAUUUGUUUGCCCGCCCGGGAGGCCUGCGCUCCACAGCCCGGCCUCACCUUUCAGGCCCUUGAGCGCCAGACUCGGGGUAUGCCCUGGCGCUGCCUCCAGACCGGCCUCCCCUGCCUCAGCUGGUGCCCGGGGAACUCCCUGCCCACCCAAGAAUGCAGCCUCCAGGCCCCAGUGAGCCCCUUUUGCGGGGGAACCAAUCCGGGCUCAUGCAGUUACGCAGGGCCCUCUGGGACCCCGGAAUAAUUAACGCUAAGAAUGCAGGCGAACUUUUACUGAACACCUAACCAAAAUCAGACACCGUCCUGAAAACGGAUUGUGGCACGUAAUCCUCACAAGAAACAUGUGAGGUGGGUCUUAUUCCUGGCUGCAGACAAGAAAGUGAGAUUAGGUUAUUUGUCCAGGCAACUGAUUAGUGCGGUAGUGACCUGUUGAGUGUACAGAUGAGAUUCUCUGACAUCAAGCUCUUCCUCAGACGUGGCGUUCGCCACCUUCCACCGGAAUGUCUCUCUGACUGGUCUGGGGCUUGACUUAAAGCUCGUGGCUUUAACUUCCUCUGCAAGUGUCCCUUAGUUCUCGGCUGAAUAAAUAAGCAGCCCCGGCUCCAGUGCCAUCACUCAGCUCCAGGAAGGGGUCAUGGCAAGUGAGGGAAAGGAGAAAAGGGUAGGUGGGCCGGGUUUCACAUCGCCUCUCCACCGGUUUGUCCGUGCAGCCCAGUGUCUGGCACCCGAGAGAUGACUUAGGUGUCUGAACGGCUGCUUCCUCAGGGCUGCACUGCCCCGGGCAUCUGGGAACUGGGCAUUCCUGAAGCCCUUCUACUCACGUGGCCUCCAUCGUCCUUUGACACAGCACACCCACAAGGGUGUGGACAGCAGUGUGCAUACCCGGAGUUUCGAAGAGGAGGCCAAGGAACAGUGACAGCAACUUCCUCAAGAUUGCUUAGCCUGUGAGCGGGUGUCUGAGGCUGAACUCAAGGCCAUCUCGCCUGGCCGUAAACCCAGUGCGCUGUCACCUUUGAAAGGCUACUAGGAAUAAAGCCAACCCAGAGGGAAGCAGAGCCAAGCAGUGGGGAACGAGUGUUUGAUGACAGCAGUGAUCACCUGUGGACCAGCAUGCCUCCAGUGGUUAUUCUCCUGGGUUUUCCAGAAGGCAAACAUUCCCCACCCCAGUAACUGGAAGGCUACUUACUACCUGUACAAGAGAAUGGGGAUGUCUCUCCAGGCUCACUCGGGAGAAGAGCCACCCUGCCUACAUGGCCCCUUCAUCAGGUCCAACUCAGAGGCCAGAACCAGGCCCAGUGAAUAGCAGCUUCUUUUGAGCAGAAGUUCAAUUCCACCUAAAAGAGACACUUUCCGCCCCGGGGAGUUGCUACCUCGCUUUGUGGGGAGAGCAGGUCUGAGCAGGCUCUUCCUGGCCAGGAUCUGCGCUGUGGGAGAGAAAGGACGAGCCUGCUGCCUCCUGGAAGCCUCCAGCAGCCAAGGAGGGGAGCCAGCCCAACAGAGCGAGGCCUCCCCGCCUCUGCCACCACUGCCACCACCACUGCGUGCGGUGCUCAAUUAUCACAGGUCACGCCGUCCAGGUCACUCUGUUCUCGCUGCCCUGCCCAACCCCACCCUGCCCAGCCGCCCCCCAGCCACUGCUCCGUGGCCUCCUGCAGGCCCAGGUCUCCACCCCAAGGGCCCUCAACCCACCCCACCCCAGGAGGAAAAGGGCCUCUGUGACCCAGACCCUCCACCCAACCUAGACACCAGGAGACCAAACUUCCAACCCCUAGGACGGGCUCUGUGGUGCAGAAUUUUCUAGAAAAUAUCCCAGUGAUAUAUUUGAGUGGGUUUGCCCUUUAUUGCCUGUGCAUCCUGAAACAGAUUAUUUCAUCUCUCUGACCCCAUUUCCUUGUCUGUAAGUUAGAGGUACUAAUAUCCCUCCUUCCCCUGCAGGUGUGGAAAGGGGUUCAAAGAGAUCAUUGUGAGAGAGUUAGCAUUUUGCUAACUUACGUAAAAAGCUACACAAAUAUUAAAUAUUUUUUGGAUCAAGACUGAACAAGCUGUGAGCAAAAUUGCUAGAAGUUUAGCCUUUUCACCCAAAAGAUCACCCCAUGGCUGGCACCCCACCCAUCCAUCCUGUGAGCACCGUAUUCUCUACAUGCUCUUGCCUUCUCCCUGCAUUUCUUUCCUUGGGCUUAAAAAGCUCUCCAGGAGCGACAGCGUUGGUAUUUUCCCCUGUGGUUUUCACAGACAGGGAAAUCGAGGCAGGGAGCAAGAAGGUUUUCCGGACCACACAGCAUGUUUGAGAGAUUGCAGCCAGGUCUUCUGACACCCUGCCCAGUCCCCAAGUUCCUGCUUCUGUCACUGGAAUGAAUCUGCUUUCUAACAAAGCCUUUAAGCUCAUGGGACAGGGGAGCAGUCAUUAAAAACAGACAACAUUCCAGAGUAUGUGGCUCUGUAGCUGGAGAUC